CAGUCCGCUCCCUGCCGUAGUUGAGUAAACUACAUGGACAUUAGCGGGCGCAGCGGCACAACCACCGAGCCAGAGUGGAUUAAAGCGGCGUGCGUGUGUGGAGAGCCACUUCGUUGAACGACUGGGUAACCGAGUGAAAAACCCCCGGUGUGUAAUAGCAAGUCUAUCACGCCAGUUUUGCAGCUGCGAAACGGCAAAGGAAAAACAAAAAGGGGGGAUCUCGGUGAACUCAGUUAGUGCCGUGUAUUGUGUGUCAGGCAGGGAGAGCUCGGCGGGAAUGGCUUCAUCUCCGUGCGGCAACAGUAACUUUGAUUCCGGUCUGGAAAUCAAAACUCGCUCGGUGGAGCAGACGCUUAUUCCUUUAGUAUCGCAGAUCACUACUCUGAUCAACCAUAAAGACAAGCCAAAGAAGUCUGAGCGCACCCUGGCAGCCAUACACAGGGUGGGUCAGGCAGUGAGCGUGGCAGUGGGACGUUUUGUUGCUGUCGGUGAAGCCAUCGCCGCAGAGAAUCAAGAGCUGAAGGAUGAGAUGGGUCAAGCCUGCUUCGAGGCACGCAGAGCAGGUGAUGCAAUAGCCCAGCUGACAGAUGUGGGAUCAGCUUUGCCAUCCCAGUCAGACGGACGUGUCACAGUGUUCAGUGAUAGGACAGGGAUGGUGAAAGCUGCACGCUUGCUCCUCUCUUCAGUCACGAAAGUCCUGGUCUUAGCUGAUCGCAUCGUCAUCAAACAGAUAAUCACAUCACGGAACAAGGUCCUGGUAACCCUCGACCAUCUGGAAAGAGUCAGCACCUUCCAGGAAUUUGUACAGAUUUUCAGCCAGUUUGGCAAUGAGAUGGUGGAGUUUGCUCACCUCACAGGAGACAGACAGAACGACUUGAAGGAUGAGAAGAAGAAAGCGCGGAUGGCAGCAGCCAGAGCAGUGCUGGAGAAGUGCACCAUGAUGCUCCUCACAGCCUCCAAGACUUGCCUGAGGCACCCAGAUUGCGAGUCUGCGCGAAUCAACAAAGACGCCGUGUUCCACCGAAUGCGCUGUGCCCUGGAGCAGGUCAUCGAGAUAGUCACCGAGGCACGGAGCUGUGGGGAGAACAAGAUCCUUCCUGCCAGCAUCUACAACGGCAUCAAGGACUUCAAGUCCAGCGUGGAGUGCCUGCGGGAGAACCUGCACUCCUUGUCACCCCAGAACGUGGACAGCCAGCUGGAGGCGCUGGUGGAGCGGACGGAGGACUUCACUGACUCGGCCUACACCAGCCACGAGCAGCGGCAGGCCAUCCUGAGCCUGUGCCAGCUGGCGCGCCAAGACACCCAGCAGCUGAUGCACGCCUGGGUCGAGGCGCAGUCUGUCCACGCCAAAGAGGCCACAGAGGACAUGGAGGUGGCCAUCCUCAAGACAUGCCAGAGCGUCAGUGACCUCAGACGUGAGCUCCAUAAGGUGGCAGUCGGUCGUGCCUCAGACUUGCUUAAAGUUCAUGGAGAGCAGUUGCCUCUGCGGGCUCUCAAAGCUGCUGGCGCCGAGGGAAACCUGGAGGCAGUGGCGGAGUACUCACGCACACUCACAGAGCAGAAGGAGCAGCUGGUGGAGACCUGUCGGCUGUUGUGCCACGUGUCGGGGACAGAGCCUUUGGAGAUUACCUGUAUACACGCUGAGGAGACCUUCCAUGUCAUUGGUCCACAGAUCAUCUCAGCAGCUCAGACGCUGGCCCUCCAUCCGUCCAGUAAGAUUGCUAAAGAGAACCUGGAGGUAUUCUGCGAGGCCUGGGAGUCGCAGCUCUGCGACAUGGCCCUGCUCCUGAGAGAGAUCAAUGACGUCUUUGAGGGCAGGCGAGAUAAUCACAAGAGCUCUCUAUCCCUAGGAGACAAAAGACCUUAUUUGUCACUUCCCAGACCCGGGAAACACUCAGCUAACUUGAAGACUGCCAAGGCUGUCAAGCUGGAUGCAGAGGAGCAGACAAGCAUGGCCAAGCUGGGUCUGGAGCUCCGUCUGCUGUCGUCAGACGUGGACACAGAGGUGGAAAAGUGGGAGGAACAAGAACACGACAUUGUCCGGCAGAGCCAGAGCCUGGCCAGCAUGGCCUACAACAUGUACCUUUUCACCAGAGGGGAGGGGUUGCUGAAAACAACACUGGAUCUUUUUCAUCAAGCUGAGGUUCUUUCUGAAGAGGGGCUCCAGCUGUGCUCAUCUCUCCGCACUUUUUCCACUCAGCUGGUUGAUGAGGAAAAGUCUGUGGUGAUGACAGAGAUGGAGAAACUGGUGGCAUUAUGCCAACAGCUGCAGAUGGGGGCCAAGACUCCUGUGCAGGGCAAGACUGCCACCUUCCAGAAGGUGGACUCAUCCAUUCAGACAACCAGAGGCAUUCUGACUGUGGUCCUCUCCCUCCUCCCAUUCUGUAACAAGCUUAACAAAAAGUACAAGUCAGAAAGGAGUAGCCUAGGUUCCCCGCAUGACUGGAGAGAAAGACAGGAUGCAUCCACGCCUGUCAAAGAGGAGGGAGCUCUCAACAGCAAGAACACCAACGGCUUUGGUGUCAAAUCCUUGGAGCAGCACAUGGCCGGUCUCAACCUGCUGGAGAGCAAAUAAUCCAGGAAAUAGCCACCUCCCUUUUUUGUUCGCUAUUCUCCGUCGGAGCAGCACAUAGCCAACCUCACCUCACUGGAAAACAUGUAAUCCAGGAAAUACUUCACUCCCCUCAUCCUCACAACACCCACCAUAGAGUGGGCCAGAGCCGUGGGGUGAAGAUGGUUGCCUUGGGUCAGUCAGAGUUUGUAUUUGCUAUCUGGAUGGUGAAUGAAAAGGUUUACAGAGGAAAAAGCAGAUCCAAGCUCUCUGUGCCAAGGGGCAAUUUUACCCCAGGGUAGCUUGUUACCUGAAGUACUAGUUCCUCCCCAGUCCACAAGAUGGAGACAAUCAGCCAACACUAAGACUUUGCCAUUAGCAGUGAGCCUCAUUAAAGAGAGGCCUGGCACAAGCCUGAUUUCUGAAUCACUUUUACCACUUCUCUGGAUAUUGAGUUGAAAAACUGAUCACAAAUCAGAAAAAAUUCCACUCAGUGCUCAGUUCUGCCAUACAUCUGUCUUCACUAUGUGCCUCUGCGUAACAAACCUACUCUCUCUGUGGUGUACUAUAAACGUGUUGCACAAAUGAAAAAAACAAACAAACAAAAAAAGUGAAAUGGCUGAAAACCCACAGUGCAUGAUGCCAUCAUCACCAAACCCUUGUGUUCGAGUCUCCUAUGCCAUAGGCAUGUAAUGUUAACACUUGUUAUGUAAAGUUAGCCACUGUGGUACAUUCUGUCCUUGAUCACUGGCACUGUAUUUAGCAUCUCUCUACAUAAUUAAAUAUUUUAAGUCAACCAUACCAAAUGAUAGUGUCUAAUUUCCAUGGGAUCUGCUAUGGAACGUUCUCCAUGUGCCACAUUUGCAACAAAACAAAAAAAUAAAUAAAUAAAAAAAAAAAAACACAUUUUAACACCAAAUAUGAUUGUCCUCAUGAAGAUGCUGUGAUCUUCAGCUUGCUACUAGUAUGAAAUAUAAAGCUCUUAGUCCUCUAGUGUUAAUUACUGGAGACAUAUUUUUAUUUGGGCCAGGUUUCUCCAAAAUGUCAGCUGGUUAAGAUUAUUAAUCUUAUCACUGAGAUGCUUUUGGGAAAUCUGGACCUUAACGUCCCAAGUAUUAUCAAACCAUAAUCUGUGUAUCCUGUUAUACUCUGACUUUUUCUUUCCUCAUAAAAGAAAUGAUGGUUAAUUCUGAACUGGCACCUGUGUGAAAUGGAGCCUUGAAGUGUACUUGUUAUGAAGACUAUCAUUGUGAAGCUGCCUAGUAGGCCAAUAUGUAUUAAAUGGUAUAUGGUAUGUAUAAUCUGGUACUUGAAUCAUAGAUAUAUAUCUAUAUAUACAGUAUGUAUUCUAAGGUCAAUACUUUGGUACUGGGUGAGGGUGUGAUAAUGACUGAAAUGAAUAACAAACAUUGAGCUUUAGAGAUUCUUUGUAUUGUGUGAGAGCAGCUAAGGAUGCUGGGUAUUGUAGUGGUUCAACAGAUGUGAAGAAAUCAUAGAUCUAGUUUUGGAUCAUCUAUUCUUUUGACAAUUUAAAGGUUAAAAAGGUUACACAUAAAAAAUAAACAAUAUUUUUCUUAAA
Molecule: messenger RNA, 4130 nt
Organism: Lates calcarifer (barramundi perch)
Lineage: Eukaryota; Metazoa; Chordata; Actinopteri; Centropomidae
Gene: ctnnal1
Product: catenin (cadherin-associated protein), alpha-like 1
Exons: 19
Coding region: 278-2575 (765 amino acids)
Biological process (GO): Rho protein signal transduction; cell adhesion
Molecular function (GO): actin filament binding; cadherin binding
Source: RefSeq, a predicted model, not a curated record